GGGACCUAGGCCGGCGGGGGGGAGGAGCUGCCAGCUCUCCCCGGAGUGGUGCUGGGCUGGGCUUUGACGUCAUUCUUGGCAGUGUCUGUCUGCACAUGGCUGGGCGAAUGAGCUGAGCGGUGUGUGUCUGGGCGGAGGACGCAGCUGCCUGUGGUGGUGGUGUUGGGUUGGUGUGUGGGAAAGGGGGCAAGAGCAGAAGAGGCUGGGGUAGCGCUGGCCAGGCCUGCUCCAACCAGCUGUAACUUCUGCCCUCCCCGCCCCACACCCCCAGCUCCAGCGUCACUGAGGAUUUCUGUUUCAGAGGAGCAGCCGUGUUAGUCUGUAUCCGCAAAAAGAACAGGAGGGCUCGUGGCGCCUUCGAGACGAACAAGUUUAUUUGAGCAUCAGCUUUCGUGAGCUACAGCUUCGAGAUUUUUAGUCUUCUUUUAAAAGCGACAGAGAAAAUGUCUCGACCUCUCCCUUUGAACCCGACUUUCCUACCUCCGACUUAUGGGGUGCUGAAAUCCCUGCUGGAGAACCCGCUCAAGCUGCCGCUGAAUCACGAAGACGCAUUUGGUAAAGAAAAAGACAAAGAAAAGAAGCUAGAUGAUGACAGCACCAGCGCCUCAGUCCCACAGUCAGCUUUCUUGGGGCCAACGUUAUGGGACAAGACGCUGCCAUACGAUGGAGACACUUUCCAGUUGGAAUACAUGGACCUGGAAGAAUUCCUCUCAGAAAAUGGAAUUCCACCCAGCCCAGCCCAACAUGACCACAGUCCACACCAGCCAAAUCUCCAGCAAGCUACCUCAGCAGCACCCUCCGUCAUGGACCUCAGCAGCAGGGCAUCUACAUCAGUCCAUCCAGGCAUGGUGUCUCAAAAUUGCAUGCAGAGCCCAGUCAGACCAGGUCAUAUCUUGCCAACAAAUCGUAACACUCCAAGUCCCAUUGACCCUGAGACAAUCCAAGUUCCCGUGGGUUAUGAACCUGACCCCGCAGAUCUUGCUCUCUCCAGCAUUCCUGGCCAGGAGAUGUUCGACCCUCGUAAAUGCAAGUUCUCUGAGGAAGAGCUCAAACCACAGCCGAUGAUUAAGAAAGCCCGUAAAGUCUUCAUUCCGGAAGAUCUGAAGCAGGAUGACAAAUACUGGGCAAGACGUAGAAAGAACAAUAUGGCUGCCAAGCGAUCGAGAGACGCCCGGAGGCUGAAGGAAAACCAGAUUGCCAUCCGCGCCUCUUUCCUGGAGAAAGAGAACUCAGCCCUCCGCCAAGAGGUGGCUGACUUACGGAAAGAGCUGGGCAAAUGCAAGAACGUGCUGGCGAAGUAUGAAGCUCGGCACGGGCCUCUGUAAAUGGCUAUUUCCCCCCCCCCCUUCUUUUUUGUUGUGGGUUGGCAUUUUAAUAGCUGGACAAUGUGUUUCCUUUUUGAUAGUACCACACCCAAACCAACCUGUCUGUCAUCCGCACUUUACCAGAAGCAGAAACAAAACUGACUUACAUUAUUUUUCAUUUGUGUAUGCGUGUGUGUGCACAUUUCAGCACUUCCCUUUUUAAUGAAACCCUCUUCAAACGGUGACACAUUUUUACCUGGACUAUUAAGAACUGCCAUAGUAAGCUUUUACAUUUUUUUGGUCAAUGCUGCUUCUGAUUAGGAUUUUUAUGUUGUUCUAAACAGUUUCAUCCUCACAAUUUACUUGCAAAGAUCCCAGUAAAAAUAAACCAUAACAAUAAAAAAGGUAGAUCUCAGUUUUCAAGAGUAACAAGCUAUUGUUUAAUUUUGUCUAAUCUGAAAAGUUAACGUGCUAAUGAAGUGCACAAACAAUAAUUCAGUACCACACUACAGAAAUAUUAAUUUAUAGAUUGCUUUUGUUGUAUUUUAAGUUUUGGUGAUCGCUGUCUUCAGAUUUAAAGUGCUGUUAGACUGAGUUAGCUCUGUUUGGUAUAGAUCCCAAUAUGACUUACCUAUAUCUACUAAGUUUCCUUUUAUUUCCACAAACGCCAGAUAAACAGGAGUACUAUUAAUAGAAUACAGAGUGUGUAUUUUGCACUGUCUGUACCUAAAUCAAUAAUCCUAUUGUACACUAGCACAUGCUGCCUGGGUGUUCCUAGUGGACGUAGGAUGACUUCCCUACCUAAUAAUGUCUUAUAAAUAAAAGACCUAUUGAUAUAAGCAUGCUGAAAGCAUCCCUGGAACAGAAUGUGUGUAUGAAAGAGAGAGGACAAUUAGUUGAUAUAAGAACAAAAUUAAAAAGUAUCAGAUUUGAUGUUGAAAUUAGAGGAGUUUUUGUUUUAGUUUUCAUUUAAUUUUGCAUUGCUCGGCGUCCCAUUUUGUGAUUUAACUAACUAUUCAUUUUUCCACUUUUUGUAAUAUAUUUUCUGAGGAUUAUAUCUUGCUGUUUUAAAAUAAUUUUUAUUCAGUUAGAAGUCACUGUUUUGCAAACCCCACUUUUCCUAGUGAUGUUAUUUUGAGCAUGUCUUGAACUGAUCUGAACUUUAUUCUGUUUUCUCUCUAUCUGCUUUUGAACAUAUGUUCUGUUACAAAGUGGACUUCUGAAAACAAAUGUAAGAAACACUGGUGAAUUUCAGAAGGCAAUGGUGUUGUCAUAUACUGUGGUUAAUCCAAUCAAUUUAUAUGUUUACUAUAGACCAAAAGAAUAGAUAUUAUAAAAUGUAUAAAGUUUAUAGAGAAUAAUUAUAGUAUGGGGUGUUUUGUACAGUAUUUUUCAAAUACAAAUACUGACAGUGUAUUUUGAAAGACAUAUUAUAUAUAGCAAAGAAAAAGAAAAAGUUAUGCCAUGUUUAAAAUAUAUAGCAAAGAUAUAUAUUCACCAAUAUUGUACAGAGAGGAAGUGCUUUAGGUUUUUUGAGAUCUUUAAUAUUUUAAACCUACCACUGACACAUCAGCAUGUGAUGUGCAUUAAAUUAAAAUUUUCUGAAGGUAAUGUGGCUUGACAGGGUGCUUCAUAUUACUAAAAUAUUAAGAGGCUUUAUAAUUUUCCAUCCAAAACAUAUAAAGAAUCUGUUUGACACAGACAAAGCACAAUAUGAAGUUUAGUCAAAUAUGUAUUAGACAAUGCAAUAUUUUGUAAAGGCAGAAAAAUAAUGUAGACUACAAAAAAAAUCUCACGCUCAUUUCAAAUCUGCUGCUGCUAGAAUUUGUUUCCAUCUGAAAUUCUUAAUAAAUAGCCUUGGUCAUUUAUACACGUAUAUGUAUUGCAUACAUUUAUUUACAUGUGAGUAAAAUACGGUGCUACAUAUCUGGCUCUCACAGUUUUCUAGGGUUUUGUCACUUUUUUUUUUAAAUAAAAAGGGUAUUCAUUCCAGUAAAUCAUAUUUUUGCUUAAGGAAGUUGUUACAAAGGACUAAACAUUUUAUUCUACAUUAAACACAUCUUUUCAUCAAUGAGAUUUUUCCAUUUUUUUCCCCCAAAAUCCACAGGGUCCCUUAAUACUCGGUAGUUUCCUGUGGAUAGUUAAUUCUGUGGAUUGCAUGUCUGUGAGCUUCAGGAAGGGUCAGAGCAUAGAAAGUCAAUUAUUGUCCAGUCUAAACCAGAUGGGCUGUGUGGAAUAUGUAUUUGGCCUGAAAGUGUUGGAUACAAGUUAAUAUAGCCACUGACCAGAAAACAAACUGAUUU
Molecule: messenger RNA, 3607 nt
Organism: Dermochelys coriacea (leatherback sea turtle)
Lineage: Eukaryota; Metazoa; Chordata; Testudines; Dermochelyidae
Gene: HLF
Product: HLF transcription factor, PAR bZIP family member
Exons: 4
Coding region: 444-1325 (293 amino acids)
Biological process (GO): regulation of transcription by RNA polymerase II
Cellular component (GO): nucleus
Molecular function (GO): RNA polymerase II cis-regulatory region sequence-specific DNA binding; DNA-binding transcription factor activity, RNA polymerase II-specific
Source: RefSeq, a predicted model, not a curated record